Messenger RNA from Rattus rattus (black rat), 1892 nucleotides. RefSeq names its product glycerol kinase 5 (gene Gk5). Gene Ontology annotation, cellular component: mitochondrion. Lineage: Eukaryota; Metazoa; Chordata; Mammalia; Rodentia; Muridae. Gene Ontology annotation, biological process: glycerol-3-phosphate biosynthetic process; triglyceride metabolic process; glycerol metabolic process. The record is from RefSeq and is a predicted model, not a curated record. The transcript has 16 exons. Gene Ontology annotation, molecular function: glycerol kinase activity. The coding region runs from base 69 to 1673 and encodes 534 amino acids.
CGCCCGGGGUCUGGCGUUUAUAGGUCUACGCUGGCCGGCCAGUGGCGGCUGCAGUGUUCGGGGUCGAGAUGUCAGGGCAGCAGGCGGGUGCAGAGCAGCGGCGCGAGGAGUCCAGCGCGCCGACCUCGUCGCCCUCUCGCUUCGUGCUGGGGCUGGACGUGGGCAGCACGGUGAUCCGCUGCCACGUCUAUGACCGGACGGCGCGGGUGCGAGGCUCCAGCGCGCAGAAGGUAGAAAAUGUUUACCCUCAACCUGGCUGGGUUGAAAUCGAUCCUGAUGCUCUCUGGGCUCAGUUUGUUGCUGUAAUAAAAGAUGCUGUCAAAGCUGCAGGGGUGCAGAUGAAUCAAAUUGUUGGUCUCGGCAUAUCAACACAGAGAGCCACUUUCAUUACAUGGAACAAGAAAACAGGCCAUCAUUUUCACAACUUCAUCAGUUGGCAAGAUGUAAGGGCAGCUGAACUUGUAAAGUCCUGGAAUAAUUCUCUUAUAAUGAAGCUAUUGCACGGGGCCACCAAACUCCUACAUUUUUUCAGUAGAAAUAAAGUGAUGUUAACGGUCAGCCGCUUCACUUUCACCACCCAGCAUGUCACCUUAAGGUUGGUCUGGAUUUUACAAAACCUGCCUGAGGUGAAAAAGGCAGUUGAAGAAGACAAUUGUUGCUUUGGGACUAUUGAUACCUGGCUGUUGUACAAGCUCACGAAAGGUUCUUCCUAUGCCACGGAUUAUUCAAAUGCCAGCACCACUGGAUUCUUUGAUCCCUAUGCGAUGCGCUGGAGCAGGCUUAUAGCCACCAUGGUCUCCAUCCCGUUCUCUAUCCUGCCUCCUGUGAGGGACACCAGCUAUAAUUUUGGAUCAGCGGAUGAAGAGAUAUUUGGCGUGCCUAUACCAGUUGUUGCCUUGGUCGGUGACCAGCAGUCGGCCAUGUUUGGAGAGUGCUGCUUUGAGACAGGAGAUGUGAAGUUAACCAUGGGAACCGGGACAUUUUUGGAUAUCAAUACUGGAAAAACCCCUCAGCAUGUUAACGGAGGCUUUUACCCGCUAAUCGGAUGGAAGAUUGGGCACGAACUUGUAUGUUUAGCUGAAGGAAAUGCAGGAGACACCGGCACCGCUAUAGUAUGGGCUCAGAAGUUAGAUCUCUUCACAGAUGCUGCUGAGACUGAAAAAAUGGCCCUGAGCCUGGAAGAUUCUGAAGGGGUUUAUUUUGUUCCGUCUUUUAGUGGAUUACAGGCUCCAUUAAAUGACCCUUGUGCCUGUGCCUCUUUUAUGGGUUUGAAGCAUUCCACUAGUAAAUACCAUCUCGUCCGAGCAAUAUUGGAGUCAAUAGCUUUCAGGAACAAACAGUUAUAUGAUAUGCUGCAGAGAGAAAUCCAGAUCCCGGUCACGAAUAUCCGGGCAGAUGGAGGUGUCUGCAACAAUGCUUUUGUCAUGCAGAUGACUUCAGACCUGAUUAAUGAGAAGAUAGACAGACCUGCCCACUUCGACAUGUCCUGCUUGGGUGCAGCCUCUCUGGCUGGCCUUGCUGUUGGGUUUUGGGCAGACAAGGAAGAGCUACAGAAGCUGAGGCAAAGUGAGAUGGUUUUCAAGCCUCAGAGGAAGUGGCAGGAAUAUGAGGUGAAUAUGGAAAACUGGGUGAAAGCCGUGAAGCGCUCUAUGAAUUGGUAUAACAAGACGUAACCCCAGAGAGCUGAGGGAAACCUGCAGGCCGGGUGACAGGAUGUGCCGAUGGGAGAGGCUCAGUGAUCACCGUAGGACCGUGGCCAAGAGGAGAAGAUGUGAAACAGCCUCACGAGCUAAGAGAAGAAGCCUGGCUCUUUAAAAAAGAAAACUCACAGAAAAUACUUCCUAUUUUUUAAAUCCAAAUCUUCGUGAAAUUUUUAGGCAACAACACCUCAA